AUGGACACGCUCGCCGACCUGGCCGCCCUGCAGCCGCACCAACCCCAACCCCAGCCCCCAUCCCAGUCCCAGUCCCAGCGACCCGCCCCCCGCCUGCGCAGCUCCGACGCCUACGAGAGCCAGCUGUCGCCCUCGACGCUGUACCCCAGCGUGCCGCCCGUCGCCCACUCCACGCCCACGCCGCGCCCCUACGAGCGAGCCCUGUCCGACGCCGCCACCACCGCCGACUUCCCCCGCCGCGACUACGCCCACACCAGCCUGCCGCCCGCCGCCCAGCGCCAGGCCACCGCCCUCUGCGCCGACAUCCUGCGCUGCCCGCACGCCUACGACCCGCGCGUGCGCUUCAUCCGUCUGCUGCACCGCGGCUUCGUCGACCACCUCUACCCGCCUGCCGCGCCCGCCGCCCGUGGCGAGCCGCACCGCUACGACCUGCUCGCCGACCUGCGCGCCGCCCGCGAGGACCUCGACCGUCUGUUCGCGCUGGGUGAGGAUCUGUGGGUGGAGUGGAUUCAGGACGAGAGCGUGCUGGCCCGCUCCGUCGACGAGCGCAUCGCCGUGCUCGAGCUGUGCCAGCGCUCCGUCGAGGAGGAAUACGCCAGCACGCGCCUGUGGGUCAUCUACGGCGACUGGAUGCUGUAUCUCUACGAGGCCGCUGCCGACGCCGCCGCCGCGGCCGCUGCCACGCCCACCCCGGCGGCUCCCCGCCCGCACUGGUCCGACGACGACAAGCUCGUUGGUCGCGAGGUCUUCAGCUGGCAGUCCGUCAUGGACGUCUGGCGCAAGGCCGCCGACGCCACCAAGUGGCGCCUCAACGACAGCCACGCCGUCUGGAACCGCUACGCCGAACUGGCCCUGCGUGAGCUCGCCCGCGCGCCCGCCCCGGACAAGGCCGCCCACCUGCGCGCCCUCUUCGAAGCCCGCCUGCAGCUGCCGCACAUGGCCUGGGACCAGACCUUCCAGCUCUUCUCGACCUUCGUGUCCUCCUACUACAACGCCAGCUACGAGGACAUCAUGGUCGCCGCCAACGCCAAAGCCGCCGACCUCAAGGCCCUCUGCGACGCCCGCGAACCCCACGAGCACGCCCUGCAGCGCGCCUACGAAUCCGGCGACACCGCCGCCGAAUGGGCCGCCUUCGCGCAGUACAUCGACUUCGAAUGCUCCUCGCACAAGUACAAGAAGCCGCGCUUUGGCUACCACCUCGCCAUCGCGCUCUUCCAGCGCGCCCUCCUCCGCUUCCCCACCGACGCCAGCCUCUGGGACGACUACAUCAUGUACCUCGUCCACGAAGCCAUGCAGAGCCGCACCAGCGACCCCGUCAUCCCCGUCGUCGAGCGCGCCACCCGCCACUGUCCCUGGUCCGGCUCGCUCUGGUCGCAGCUCCUGCUCUCCGCCGAGCGCGCCGGCUUCUCCUUCCAGCACAUCUCCGACCUCAAACACAAAGCCACGCGGACCGGCCUGCUCGACGCCGCCGGCGUCGACGAGGUCCUCAAGGUCCACACCACCUGGUGCAGCUACCUUCGCCGCCUGCCCUUCCAAUCCGACUCCACCGACGAAGACCUCGAUGUCGCCGAGGUGGGCAUGCGCUCCGCCAUCGAGAGCGUCCAGGCCAUCGGCGACAAGGGCGACGCUACCGUGCCCAACGACCCGCUCUUCCGCCUCGAGCGCAUCUACAUCCGCUACCUGAGUGAGAGCGGCAGCUGGGACAGCGCCCGUGAGACCUUCAAGGGCCUCAUUGGCCGCCAUGGCCACAACUACGACUUCUGGCUGAUGUUCUACGCCUGGGAGCUCCUCUGCUGGAGCAAAUUCACCCAGGGCGACGAGCCGAGAAAGGCGCCCAGCCCGCACUACGCCACCGCCGUCCUGAAACAGGCCCUUCGCAGAGACGAUCUGGACUGGCCGGAGAAGAUCAUGGACACGUAUAUCGCCCAUUGCGAGCAGUAUGAAGACGCCGAAGAGCUGCAAUUGGCCAUUGUCGAAAUCCGCCGCUUCACCAAACGCGUGGCCAAACGCCGCGAAAAAGAAGCCCUUGAACGUGCCGCCCAGCAGCAAACCGCCGCCGCCGCCGCCGAAGCGCCCGAGCCGCCCGCAGCGGCGAGCGCAGACGAGACUUCGCAUGCUGGGAAACGCAAGCGGGACUCUGCCGAUGUCAAUGGCCAGGCGAGCAAGAAGCCCAAGCCUGAGCUGAGCGAGGCCUUGGCCCAGCCGUCGGCGCAGUCUGGCUCCAAGCGGGAUCGGGAAAAUUCGAGCAUAUUGGUCAAGAAUUUGCCGAAGAACAUCCAACCAGUCAGAGUUCGGCAGUUUUUCCGAGACUGCGGCAAGAUCAAUUCUCUCAAUCUACUUCCUGCGGACGACGACUCGGUUUCUGCCAUUAUCGAGUUUGAUUCCAAAGAGGAUGCCGAAGCUGCCCAAACGCGCGAUCAGAAGUCGCUGGAAGGGAAUACCGUCAGUGUCCAGCUCGAGACUCAAGCCACUAUAUUUGUCACGAAUUUCCCCCCCGAGGCUGAUGAGUCCUAUAUACGCGAUCUCUUUAAUUCCUACGGAGAGAUUGUGGAAGUACGAUUCCCAUCCCUCAAAUACAACACCCAUCGCCGAUUCUGCUAUGUACAAUUUACGUCCGCAGUCGAUGCCCACACCGCAAUUGAACUAGACCAGAAGCGUGUCGGCGAAUCGCUAAAACUCGUGGUCAAGAUAUCCGAUCCAUCACGACGCCAGGCCCGCUCCGGCGCCUUCGAGGAAGGACGAGAGAUACAUAUCUCGAAUCUCGAUUGGAAGGCUACCGAAGAUGACUUGGUUGAGCUUUUCACGGCGUUUGGGAAAGUAGAAGUUGCGCGGAUUCCGAAGAAAGCCGAUGGUGGCAGCAAGGGUUUCGCAUUUGUGGUUUUUACCACGGCAGAGGCAGCAAAUGCGGCAUUGGCAAUGAACCAGAAAGAGUUUCGCUCUCGCCCUCUUCAUGUCAAACUAUCUACACCCACCGGCGCUAAGCGGCAAGCUGCGACUAUCAUUUCACGCAUCGGACACUCCAAGUCGCCCUCCAUGGAGCCGAACGGUGCGUCGCCAUCCGUAUCGAUGGACGGAAGUGACGUUCCCGUUGGCGAUAGAGCCUCUCGUACACUAGGCCUCAUGAAUGUUCCAGAUACGGUUAACGACACCCGCAUCCGCAAGCUCGUUGAACCCUAUGGAACCCUGGUGAAGAUAGUUCUUCGCCCCGAUCAUCAAGGAGCUAUCGUUGAGUAUCUAGAUGUCAGUGAUGCGGGCAAGGCCGCUCUUGGUCUAGACGGGCAGGAAAUUGUACCAGGCCGGGCGAUUCAAGUCGGAUCCGUUCCCGACAUGCUCAAGCAGUCUGCCGAGCAUAAGGUGGAUCGUAUUCUGGUUGGAAAGCAGAAGCAGAAACAGACCCCCGCCCUCAUGGCCCAGCCCUCGGCGCCUAUCUCCCGGCCGGGGCAACAGGGUCGCGGGGCCCGGAGAGGAGGCUUAGGCACGAAGAGAGGCCCUUUUGCAGGGACUACUGGCGGAAAGACGGCUGACAAUGUCGCGCAAAACGACCCGCAGCACAAGGCCCCGAAAGCGAAAAGCAACGACGAUUUUCGGGCCCUGCUCGCCCAAUCCAAAAGCAAACCCAAGGAUGGCUGA
Molecule: messenger RNA, 3630 nt
Organism: Ophidiomyces ophidiicola
Lineage: Eukaryota; Fungi; Ascomycota; Eurotiomycetes; Onygenales; Onygenaceae
Gene: PRP24
Product: Splicing factor
Exons: 4
Coding region: 1-3630 (1209 amino acids)
Biological process (GO): RNA processing
Cellular component (GO): ribonucleoprotein complex
Molecular function (GO): RNA binding; protein binding
Source: RefSeq, a predicted model, not a curated record